CCAACAGUUCGAGUGGGAACCCAGAGGGAACCCCAGAGCACGCAGGUGUCCCUGUGGGUUUCAGCACAUCCCAGACAGUCCCAGCAGUCCCAUCCCAAUGGGUCCCAGCAAGUCCCAGAGCACACGGUGGGUGAUGGUGGGUCCUGGUGGUGCUGGUGGCCCCAUAUCCAAUGGCAUUCCUCAGUCUCAUUCCCGCUGCGCCUGGCUGGGGGCCCCGGGCGCUGUGCGGGGCGUGUGGAGCUGCUGCACGCCGGGAGCUGGGGCACGAUCUGCGACGACGACUGGGGACUGCCGGACGCGGCGGUGGUCUGCAGGCAGCUGGGCUGCGGGACUGCGUUGGCUGCCCCAUCGGGAGCCUGGUUUGGGGAAGGCUCCGGCCCCAUUUGGCUCAACCACGUGCGGUGCAGCGGCGAUGAGCAGCGCCUUGUCCAGUGCCGGCACCGGGGGUGGCACAGCCAUGUCUGCGCCCACGAGGAGGAUGCCAGCGUUGUGUGCUCGGCUCAUCCCCUGCUGUCGCCUGGAACCACGGAGCCCACUGGCACUGCUGGCAGCACCCCAACAGAUGCCCCAUACCCACUGCGUCUGGCUGGGGGCCCUGGGCGCUGCGCGGGGCGCGUGGAGCUGCUGCACGCCGGGUGCUGGGGCACAGUCUGUGAUGAUGGCUGGGGGCUGCCGGACGCGGCCGUGGUCUGCAGGCAGCUGGGCUGUGGAGCUGCGCUGGUUGCACCUGGUGGGGCGUUUUUUGGUGAGGGCACCGGCCCCAUCUGGAUGGACAAUGUGAGGUGCUGGGGGAAUGAGUCGGCAUUACUGCAGUGCCCAGCUGCACCAUUGGGCAUCACCGACUGCCACCACCGGGAGGAUGCAUCUGUCAUUUGUGCAGAUGAGCUGACUGGGGUAGACCCCAUGCAGCCCCCUCCCGAACAGCUGCCCACCAGGUCACUGCUGGUGCCCCCUUCUGCUGUGCCACGUGUGAGUGUCCGGCCCUGCAGCACCACCUCCCCUCAGCCUACACCAAGCAGCUGGCCCAUGGCAGGGACGUCGCAGACAGCUCCGUUCCUGCUGCGUCUGGCUGGGGGCCCUGGGCGCUGUGCAGGGCGCGUGGAGCUGCUGCAUGCUGGGAGCUGGGGCACGGUCUGUGAUGAUGGCUGGGGCCUGCUGGAUGCGGCUGUGGUCUGCAGGCAGCUGGGCUGUGGGGCCGCACGCAAAGCCCUCCGCAGCGCCCACUUUGGCCCUGGCAUUGGCCCCAUAUGGCUGGAUGAUGUGAAGUGCAGUGGGACAGAGGCUGCACUGUGGCACUGCCCAGCUGGGCCUUGGGGCAGGCACAACUGUGACCACCAAGAGGACGCCGCUGUCAUCUGCACAGGGCCAGAAGACUUGUCACCUGUGGCGAGCUCCCCAUCUCCCCCAGGAUGGGGUCCAGCCAGUACCAUUCCUCGACGUCCUCUAGGACAGAUUCUGACCACAAUCAUUCCCAUGCAUCCCCAGAGACAGGAUCCAACUGUGAGUGUCACUAGAACCACUGCAAGAGCCACAGGACAGGAUCCACACACCAGUGUCCCCAGCACUACCUCACGAUCCUCAGGAGAGGAUCCUACCACCAGUGUCUCCAGCACCAUGACACGAUCUGCAGGACAGGGUCGAGUCAGUGCCACCUCAACCAAAGCAGGGCGAGAUCCCAUCCGUAUCAUCAGGAUCACCCGACUCAAAGCAGAACAGGAUCCAGCUGGCAUCAUCCAGAGCACCAAGCCCAAGGCAGUUGGCGUCACCAGGCUGAAGGCAGGACGGGAGACUGGUGGCCCCACCAGGUCCAAAGUGGGAUGGGAUCCAGCUGGCACCAACAGGUCCAAGGUGGGACGGGAUUCAGUUGGCAUCAACAAGACCAAACUGGGACUGGAUCUGGUUGGCACCAACAGGUCCAAGGUGGGACGGGAUUCUGUUAGCAUCAACAAGACCAAAGUGAGAUUGGAUCCAGCUGGUACCAACAGGUCCAGGGCAGGACAGGAUUCUGUUGGCAUCAACAAGACCAAAGUGAGAUUGGAUCCAGCUGGUACCAACAGGUCAAAGGUGGGACGGGAUUCUGUUGGCAUCAACAAAAUCAAAGCAGGACAGCAUCUGGUGGGCAUCAACAAGACCAAAGCAGGACGGGAUCCAGCUGGCAGUAAUAGGUCCAAGACAGGAUGGGAUCCAGCUGGCACCGUCCACAUCACUCGACCCAAAGUGGGACGGGAUCCCCUUGGUACCGUGUGGAUUGCCCAUCCCAAAGCAGAGCGGGUUGUUGUGGGAGCCAACCAGAGUACCAGGCGUUGGGUUUUGGUGGGGACCACACCAGGCACCAAGCCUCAAGCAGGACAGGUUCCGGUUGGUUCCACCAGGAGCACCCAGGGGCUGGCAGGAUGGGAUGCUGUUAGUGCUACCCAACGCAAUAUGGGACAGGAGACUGCUGGUGUCACACAGAGCACCAGGUCCAAUGCAGAGCAGGACUUAGCCCUUACCACGAGGCUCCAGGCAAGUGCUGCCAUACGGAGUAACCACAGCCUGGGAGAGCCAGGUCCAGGGGAUCCCAUGGGGAGCACACUUCCUGUAGUAGUAGCAGCAGAUCCAGAAGGUACCACAAAGAGUGAAGCUCCUACAGGAGAACCAAGUCUGGAAGGGACCUCUUGGGUUUCACAUCCCUCAGCAGAACUGGGUUCUGAAGGUCCCGUAAGGAGCACUCAACAUACAGCAGAACUAGGUCCUGAACGCACCAUGUGGAACAUAUAUCCCACAGCAGAGCCAGCUCCAGAAGGUACCAUGAAAAGCACAGAUCCUAUGACAGAACUGAGUCCAGAAGGUACUGUGAGCAUGCAUCCUCUAACAGAACUGGACCCAGAUGGUAACAUGGGAGGUGCACAUACUUCAGUAGAACCAGACCCUAGAGGUGGCAUGAAUAACACAGGUCCUACAGCAGGACUGAAUCCAGAUGGUAUCACGGGGAGCACAUAUCCCACAGCAGAACUAGGUCCAGAUCGUACCAUGGGGAGCACACAUCCUGCAACAGAACCAGGUCCAGAAGGUACUGUGGGGAGCACAGGUCCUACAGCAGGACUGGUUCCAGAUGGUAUCAUGGGGAGCACAUAUCCCACAACAGAACUAGGUCCAGAUCGUACCAUGGGGAGCACACAUCCUGCAACAGAACCAGGUCCAAGAGGUACCAUGAGGAGCACAGGUCCUACAGCAGAAUCAGUUCUAGAAGGGACAACAGCAGAACUGGGUCCAGAUGUUACCAUGAGGAGUACAAGUCCUGCAGCAGAACUGGAUCCAGAUGUUACCAUGAGGAGCACAAGUCCUGCAGCAGAACUUGAUCCAGAAAAUACUGUGUGGACCACACAUCUUCCAGAAGAGCUGGGUCCAGAUGUUACCACGAGGAGUGCACAUCCUGCAGCAGAACUGGGUCCAGAUGUUACCGCGAGGAGUGCACAUCCUGCCACAGAACUGGGUCCAGAUGUUACCAUGAGGAGCUCAAGUCCUGCAGCAGAACUGGGUCCAGAUGUUACCACGAGGAGUGCACAUCCCGCAGCAGAACUGGGUCCAGAUGUUACCAUGAGGAGCACAAGUCCUGCAGCAGAACUGGGUCCAGAUGUUACCAUGAGGAGCUCAAGUCCUGCAGCAGAACUGGGUCCAGAUGUUACCAUGAGGAGCAGACAUCCUGCAGCAGAACUGGGUCCAGAUGUUACCAUGAGAAGCAGACAUCCUGCCACAGAACUGGGUCCAGAUGUUACCAUGAGAAGCAGACAUCCUGCAGCAGAACUUGGUCCAGAUGUUACCAUGAGAAGCAGACAUCCUGCAGCAGAACUGGGUCCAGAUGUUACCAUGAGGAGCACAAGUCCUGCAGCAGAACUGGGUCCAGAUGUUACCAUGAGGAGCAGACAUCCUGCAGCAGAACUGGAUCCAGAAAGUACUGUAUGGACCAGACAUCUUCCAGAAGAACUGGAUCCAGAUGGUACUAUGCAGAGUGCACAUUCUUCAGCAGAAUUGAGCUUGGGUGUUAGCAUAUGGAGUGCAUAUCCCACAGCAGGUAUUUCUACCUGGAGCACACGUUCUGCACCCAAAUCUGAUGCAGAAGGUACUGCAUGGGACGCUCAUUCUUCAGCUGAUUUUGAUCUAGAUGGUACCGUGAGAAGCAAACAUCCUUCAGCAGAAAAAAAUCUCAAAGGCACAAUGGAGAGUAAAUAUAUUGCAGCAGAAACAAGUCGAAGAGAUCCCAUGUGGAGGACUCAUCCCACAGAAGAACUAGCAUCAGAUGGAAUCAGGAGGAGAACACUUCCCACAGCAGAAUCAGGUGCUGGUCCAAUGGGAAUCUCUGCUCUGCCCACUAGAGUUUCAUCACCCUCUCCAUCUCUGGGCUUCACCCAGGGGCUGGCUGUCUCUCCUGCCAUUGCUGUUCAACUGAGUCCAGGCUCUGGCACCCACUUGCAGCACCUCACAGAGGCCCCCAGUACCCAGAGACCCUCAGAACCUACCCAGUACCCUGAGAUCCCCAACACCCAGGGACACCCAGCAUCCAUCCAACAUCCUCCAGAGAGCCCCACUGCCUCGAUAGAGCUUGUGCUCUCCCAGCAUCCCUCUGCAGAGCCCUCUGGUUUCUGGACACCCCCAGACCUCUUUAUCCAGACACCAUCAAGGAACUCCAGCCCUCAGAGCCCCCCAGUACUCACUGUGCACCCCAUAGAUCCCACCAGCCCUUACAUGAAUGCUGCCAAUUUCAAGCACAUCAUGGAUAUCCCCAGACCCCAGAGCCUCCCAGCACCCUCUGAGGACUCUGUUAAAACCCUCAGUACCCAGAAACCCCCAGUAUCUGCCCAGCAUCCCACAGAGACCCUCAGCUCCAAGAGUCCCUCAGCACUCUCCCAAUAUCUAUCAGAGAUCUUUAGCACACAGGUCCCCCCAGCACCCACCCAACACCCCAUGGAGACCUCUGAUAGUCAGCCCCCUGUAGCACCCACUGAACAAUCCACUGAGAUCUUCAGCACCCGGAGGCCCCCUGCGUUGCCCCAGCACUCCACAGAGCCCCCCAGCACCCAGAGGCCCCCAUCAACACAACACCCUAUGAAUACCUUUGACACCCAGAACCCUCCAGCAUCCCUUAAGCAUCCCAUGAAGUUGCUCAGCACUCAGACCUCCCCCAUAUCCCACCAACACCCCAAAGAGCCCCGCAGCACCCAGACACCCCCAGGAUCCUUUAAGCACCUCACAGAUCCCCCCAGCACCCAGAUUCCCUCAGCACCUGUCCAGCAUCCACUGGAGACUUUCAGCACUCAGACUCCCCAAGCACCCCUCCGGCACCCCGUGAAGUUUUUCAACACCCAGACCCCCCCAGUACCCACAGAGACCCUCCGCACCCAUUCUGCAAGCUCUGUACUGCCUGGACCCCCAUGUGCAGGUCCAGCCCAACCAGCACCACCGGUGCCAACACUCUCUGCACUAUGGGAUCGGGGGGGAUCCUGUGUGGCCCCUGCCCUGAGGGCACUGCUGUGGGAGGUGCGGGAGCUGCGGGGGCAACUGCGGGCCCUGGCCCGCAACCAGCGGCGGGGAGCUCAGCGCCUGGAGGCCGUCACCCGCCGCCUGGGCAGGCUGGCUGCUGUGGGGCAGCACAUCCUGGAGGACCCCCCCAG
Messenger RNA from Centrocercus urophasianus (Greater sage-grouse), 5651 nucleotides. Its product is annotated as soluble scavenger receptor cysteine-rich domain-containing protein SSC5D-like. The annotation marks the transcript as partial. Lineage: Eukaryota; Metazoa; Chordata; Aves; Galliformes; Phasianidae. Gene Ontology annotation, cellular component: membrane. The record is from RefSeq and is a predicted model, not a curated record. The transcript is spliced from 8 exons.